Messenger RNA from Saccharomyces mikatae IFO 1815, 1836 nucleotides. RefSeq lists its product as uncharacterized. The transcript has a single exon. Gene Ontology annotation, molecular function: transmembrane transporter activity. The coding region runs from base 1 to 1836 and encodes 611 amino acids. The record is from RefSeq and is a predicted model, not a curated record. Lineage: Eukaryota; Fungi; Ascomycota; Saccharomycetes; Saccharomycetales; Saccharomycetaceae. Gene Ontology annotation, biological process: transmembrane transport.
AUGGCGCGUCAAAAGCUUACUUUCAAAGAACAAAUGGACGGAUUCCCCUGGGUCCAACUGAUGGUCGUGUCUUUGGUUAGGUUUAGUGAACCAAUUGCAUUUUCAUCAUUAUUUCCUUAUGUUUAUUUCAUGGUUAGAGACUUCAACAUUGCUCCCAACGAUGCUCAAGUGUCUAAGUAUUCAGGUUACUUAUCGUCAUCAUUUGCGUUAUGUCAGGUCAUAUCUGCAUACCAUUGGGGCAGAUUCUCAGAAAUGCAUGGUCGAAAAAUAACCUUGACAUGUGGGCUUGUAGGAACAUCUAUAUCACUGUUGAUAUUAGGAUUUUCACACAAUUUCUAUCAAGCUUUGGUGGCAAGAAGUUUAAUGGGAUUGUUGAAUGGUAACGUCGGUGUUAUUAGAACUAUUAUCGGUGAAAUAGCUACCGAAAGAAAGCAUCAGGCUCUAGCCUUCAGUACUAUGCCUUUAUUGUUUCAGUUUGGUGCCGUUAUUGGGCCCAUGAUUGGUGGAUUUCUUGUAUUCAGGGAUGGAACGAUGAAUGGAGUGCCACCAUGGCUCCCGCACUUCAUCAAAAAAAUAAUUAAAUCAUACCCGUACGCUUUGCCCAACGUGGUCGUAUGCAUAUUUUUGAUGUUUGGUUUAGUCAAUGCAAUCUUGUUUCUGGAAGAAACGCAUCCCGUUUUUAAAAAUAGGAAAGACUAUGGUUUAGAAGUUGGUGAUUUUAUAAAAAAGAAAAUAUUUGGUAUACAGCCCAAAAGAAGACCAUGGCAAAAGUAUAUUCAGGAUGAUUCGGAAAACGCUCAUCAUCGGCAUGAAGAUAUAAAUACCAAUGAUAUUCAAACUCAUGAAGGGGAUGAGAAUAGUCCACUAUUGGACACUGGUAACGACAGUGACAUUGAAAGCAUACAGUCCAUUGACCCUAUAUUAACAAGACGACAAUCUGUAGGUUUAAUCAGGACCUAUUCCCUGCAUGAACCAACAGAUGCUAUGCAUGCCGAUAUCGACACGGCUUCCGACGGUUGCAAAGAAAGCAGUAUAUUUCAUCACGUUUUCCACACAAAAGUAUUUUACCCAAUCUCAGUAAACUUUAUUAUGGCUUUACAUUUGAUUGUAUAUAAUGAAUUUUUGCCCGUCUUUUUAGCUUACGAUUUAGCUGUAGAUCCAGAAAAUCCUAAAAAACUAGCUUCAAAGUUUCCAUGGAAAAUAUCUGGUGGUAUAGGUUAUGAACCAGAACAAACCGGUACUCUUUUAUCGACAACCGGGAUAUUUGGUUGUUUUGUGGUUAUUUUCAUUUUCCCCGUUGUUGAUCGUAAUUUCGAUUGCUUAACAAUUUUCAGAACUCUAGUCAAGUUGUAUCCUAUUAUGUAUAUUAUGGUUCCUUACGUUAUUUUUCUGCAAGGAGAACGGAUUCCUAGCUGGUGUACCGUCGUUUAUUUGUACAUAAUCACUGGGAUAAAAACGUUUUGUGGCGCCUUGACGUCUCCACAGAUCAUGCUAUUAAUCCAUAACUCAAGCCCCUUGAGUUGUAGAUCGGUCAUUAAUGGCGCUACUAUUAGUAUUUCUGCCUCCGCUCGUUUCAUGGGUCCGCUGAUCUGGGGUUACAUUAUGUCAUGGUCUCAGCAAAAUAAUGUUGCUUGGGUCAGUUGGUGGUCAUUAAGUCUUUUUUGCAUGGUUGCACUUUACCAAAGUUACAAGAUAGCGCCCAUUGAUGAUGAUGAAAGAGAUGAUCAUCAACAGGACAGUGAAAACACACACGGUUCACAGUCAGGAUCUUCUAAUUCAAGAAUAGCACAUCGGCCCAGUUUAAGCAGCUUAAGUAAUCAACAUUGUAUCAGAUGA